UUACUAUUUUCUUGUUGGCAUUGCAAAUGAAUUCACGGAAUCAUCUACCACUGAACAUGCUGAUCCCAUGUUCUCUCUCCGUUAUUUAGUAGUCCAAAAAGGCGACUCUUCCCAUGACUUCUCCACUGAAGAAGCUCUACUUAUCUUGUACUCCACCACGGCACCACCGUUACUGUUACUUCAUCAAAAUCUCGAUGUCGGUGUUACAAAUCGAUCAUCAGCUUCGGUGACUCGAGCGCCGACACUGGAAAUUAUCUCUAUCUCUCUCACGUGGAUCAUCUUCCUUAAGCCGCCUUUCUUCCUUAUGGCCAAAGCUUCUUCCAUCCUCCCUCCAGCCGUUGGAGUCUCAUCAUCGAUUUAUAGCCGAAUUCUUGGGACUACACUACGUGCCGCCUCACUUCGGAACCCAAAAUAUGAGCUUCGAUCAAGGGAUCAAUUUUGCGGUGUAUGGAGAAACUGCAUUGGAUCGUGGGUUUCUUUUGGAAAAAUGAAUUAAAUCUGAUUUCUCCAAUGUUAUUCUAAGUGUUCAGCUUGACAUCUUCAAUCAGAUUUUAUCUAACCUAUGCACCUCGUCUUCUCAUGGUUAGUAGAACAUUGGCCUUGUUCUCCUCAA
This is a messenger RNA of Camelina sativa (false flax), 613 nucleotides long. RefSeq lists its product as uncharacterized. The record is from RefSeq and is a predicted model, not a curated record. NCBI's taxonomy places the organism in Eukaryota, Viridiplantae, Streptophyta, Magnoliopsida, Brassicales, Brassicaceae. Gene Ontology annotation, molecular function: nucleic acid binding; zinc ion binding.